Messenger RNA from Vicia villosa (hairy vetch), 3958 nucleotides. Its product is annotated as peroxygenase 1-like. The coding region runs from base 2465 to 2932 and encodes 155 amino acids. The transcript is spliced from 4 exons. NCBI's taxonomy places the organism in Eukaryota, Viridiplantae, Streptophyta, Magnoliopsida, Fabales, Fabaceae. The record is from RefSeq and is a predicted model, not a curated record. Gene Ontology annotation, molecular function: calcium ion binding; monooxygenase activity.
CCCAAACUUACUAUUAUGCCCUUUCACUUUUUUUUUUCUCCCUUACAAAAGGUUAAUCAUGUAAUUAACAAAUUCAAUAUUCACCUAUGCCAAUUGUAUCUUUCUUAUUGGUCCAUUCCAACAACUUGUCCCAAACACCAUUUUCAUUUGUUUCUCUUUUCUAAAUUCUUGCACCAAGUGUUACACUCCUAUUGGUCCUCAUUUGAAACACCCACUUUCCCCUCACCCUUUCCCCUCUUUCUCGUAUCUUUCUCUCUCUUUCUUCCUCUCUCCCUUUUCCCCCAUAAACCCUAGCCGUUACUUUCACCACCUGCUUCAUGUUCUUUCUUCAACAAUAUCGGCCUCUUCUUUCACCACCUUCUUCAAUGUCAUCCUUCUUCUCUCUUUCAAUUUUUGCUUCAUAGACACGGCUCUAAACUUUUCUUUUGACGAUUCUAAGCUUUUCCUCUCAAACCCUAAGCACCUUGAGUCACUUUAUCUCUCAAUUUCUCUGCGUCUCAAUCAAAAACCCUUUCCUCUCAAUCUCUGCGCUCCACUUUCAUAUUUAAUCUCUCACAAAUCUCAACCAAAGAUGAACUCUCUCAAAGGGUUUCUACUGGGUGUCUUAAUAGUUGUUAUAAGCAAUCAAUCAUGAUAGAAAGGGUAGUGACAAAACAACACAGUGUGUGAGUGCUUUUUGUUCUGUUUUUCGAUUUACAAUAUUCAUAUUUAAUAUUGUACUCUGUUUUUAAUAUCUUUUAGUGAUUGGAAAUCAACUACUUAGAGUCUCUUCAUCAUCAAGAGCUAAAGCUAAAGAAGCAACUAUCAAGCAAUCAUGAUAAGUUUAUAUAUAUUUCACUAUUUUGGUUUAAAUCUACCCAUUACUAGGAAAUUGCCCAAACUUACUAUUAUGCCCUUUCACUUUUUUUUUCUCCCUUACAAAAGGUUAAUCAUGUAAUUAACAAAUUCAAUAUUCACCUAUGCCAAUUGUAUCUUUCUUAUUGGUCCAUUCCAACAACUUGUCCCAAACACCAUUUUCAUUUGUUUCUCUUUUCUAAAUUCUUGCACCAAGUGUUACACUCCUAUUGGUCCUCAUUUGAAACACCCACUUUCCCCUCACCCUUUCCCCUCUUUCUCGUAUCUUUCUCUCUCUUUCUUCCUCUCUCCCUUUUCCCCCAUAAACCCUAGCCGUUACUUUCACCACCUGCUUCAUGUUCUUUCUUCAACAAUAUCGGCCUCUUCUUUCACCACCUUCUUCAAUGUCAUCCUUCUUCUCUCUUUCAAUUUUUGCUUCAUAGACACGGCUCUAAACUUUUCUUUUGACGAUUCUAAGCUUUUCCUCUCAAACCCUAAGCACCUUGAGUCACUUUAUCUCUCAAUUUCUCUGCGUCUCAAUCAAAAACCCUUUCCUCUCAAUCUCUGCGCUCCACUUUCAUAUUUAAUCUCUCACAAAUCUCAACCAAAGAUGAACUCUCUCAAAGGGUUUCUACUGGGUGUCUUAAUAGUUGUUAUAAGCAAUCAAUCAUGAUAGAAAGGGUAGUGACAAAACAACACAGUGUGUGAGUGCUUUUUGUUCUGUUUUUCGAUUUACAAUAUUCAUAUUUAAUAUUGUACUCUGUUUUUAAUAUCUUUUAGUGAUUGGAAAUCAACUACUUAGAGUCUCUUCAUCAUCAAGAGCUAAAGCUAAAGAAGCAACUAUCAAGCAAUCAUGAUAAGUUUAUAUAUAUUUCACUAUUUUGGUUUAAAUUUGACAUUUUCUUUUUAGUAAUCAGGAUAAGGUUUGUUUUAUAUAAUUUUGUUUAACUUUGUUUGUUGGAAGUAUGCUGCAAAUAUUUAGAAUGUUAAAUAAAUUGAUUUGAAUUGUGGUCUUAUUAUUUGUGUAUCUGCACUAUUAUUCUAUGCAAAAGAAAAAAGUUUAAGUAGCUCACUAACUCUAUGGUCUUUGCAGGUGUAUUACUUUCAAAUGUAUCUUGGUUAUCAUUGGUUUCUUGCAUGGUCUGGUGUUUUUACCUGUAAGUGUUGUUUGAGGUGUUUGGUUUGGCUCCUGCAUUUUCCUUUUACGAGUAAAUAACAACCCGUGUUAGUAGUAGUAGUAGUAGGUGAAGCGACGAGGAGAAGAAAAUUUCUCUUUCAAUCUUGCUUACAAAGUGCUCGAUGAAAUGCUUCUGCCGGUUUCGUGAUUCUUUCUCUUUAUGUUUUCUUAGUUUUAAAAUUUGUUCCCUGUCUUCUCAUUUUUUUGAUAUGUUGGUAUUUUCAACGGGUUUUAAUGACACUUAUGAGAUGCAUAAGCUCUAUAGGAAGGUUAGGAUUGAUGAAAUUAUUUUUUGUGAGAGGUAUAUUACAAUUAGCACUAUUGUAAGUGAACAUUGAAUCAAUAAUGUGUGAUUAUUUGUUUAUUUAGAGAGAGAACACAUUGCUAUACUAAACCAAAAGCUGACAAACUUCCUGCUUUUUUCAGCUAGAUAGUCCAAUUGCUACCAUCUACAUGUAUACAUCUUGCGGUCACUACAUUCUUGGUUCCAAUGCAAGUUUGCUAGCAGAUAGCAAGCAACUAGAGGAAGGAUUUGUUGGAGGUAUUGAAGAUAAGAAACAUAAUCCAGUUCAUGAAAAUGUUCUUCAGAAACAUGUUGCUUUCUUUGAUGUUAACAAAGAUGGUCUUAUUUAUCCAUGGGAGACUUUCCGAGCGAUGCGUGAAAUCGGGGGUGGACUGUUGCAACAAGUUUCUACUGCUCCUAGCUUGGAACAUAUCCUUCUAUUUGAUAUCACUCAUUUUUUAUUUUGGAUAGUUUAUAGUUUAAGAGUCGUGUUCCUUCAUAAAAUGAAUUACAAAUUUAUCUGCUGCAAUUAUUCCUUGAGUAGAGUUGGCAACACAAGUUCUAUUUAUAUCUUUUAUCAGGAGAAGAAAAUUGAAUGUCAAAUACCAUCUACAUAUAUGUAUACAAAUUACAAAUGAGACGUAAAGCAUAAAGAAUAAGAACCAUUGAAUUGACUUACUCUUUUUCUACAACUUUCAAUUUGAUUACAGUCCUUUAGGCUGCAUUAUCAUUACAAACUAUGUUAUUGACCAUGUUAUAUGUGUCAUGAACUGAAGCAAACAUGCGUGUAGGAGACCGAUGUACCAUUGGAUACUAAACACCAACCGGAUAAUAUACAGCAAGACUGUCAAACUAGCAUUGUGUAUUUCAAUAUAAUUAGAGGGAAAGUAUGGUUAAUGGAAUAAUAUUGGCCUUCUUUGUCAUCAAUUUAUUAUUUUAUUAUAAGGAAAUAAUGCGAGUAAAUUUUACCAACUCCUACGAGUUUUAUCUUAUCACUGAAACUCACUAUUUUCACGGGUCACUAUCACCACAAUACUUUUUAUUUUAAUCAACAAAAUAUUUGUGUUCUUGACCUAUCUUAAUCAUUUUUGCUAUUGUAUUCUUGACUUAUCUUAAACCUUUUUUGUGGAUCAUUAUUUUAACUUAGAACCUAAUUUUUAUACAACUAAUAUCUUAUUAGUAAUUUUUUUAAAUGGUUAAUUUCUAUUUUAUAUAUGCAAUUUGGUCAAACUUCGUUACUUCACAUUUUUCGUAUCGUUCAAAAAACACUACACCACUAAUAAAGCACCCGGGCGACAGCACGGGUCUCUGACUAGUUUGAGGAAAGUAAAAAUAUGAAAUGUGGGAGAAGAACCAUUGAAAAUUAAGGGUGCAAACGUGCAUGUUCCUUUUAUUUAAAACCUUCUUACAAAAAUCCAUAAAAAUAGGGUGGAGGAAGAGGUUAUUGUGGAGGACGCAAGCUUAAAAUAUUAUUACGCCAUGCAUAAACAAUGACGGUGGCACGGAACGGGUCCAUGGACAGUGUAUCUUUUUAGUCUAAAAAUUAUAAAAAAAUUAUGUUAAUGUCUGCGUCUGCAAAAGCUAGUAGAAAAAUGAGGCAGGACAGAGUGAAAAUAUUAGAAGGUCUAGGGGUAAAACUUUGACCCGUCUGUGAAAAAGUGUGG